AUGGCCUUGUUCAGUAGUGGUCCCGGCAGUCCUGGUGCCAAUUGGCUUCGAGCGAGCCCGCUCGAAAUUCUGAUAACGCGAGCCACGACGGCGUCAAUGCCAGAGCCCAAUUAUGCCAUUCACCUCGAAGUCGCGGAGUAUAUCAACCAAAAGAAGGCAAACACACCUCGAGAAGCCGCGAUGCUCAUCGCUCGACUCGUGAACCACCGGAACCCACACAUAGCCAUGCUCACACUCGCACUCCUCGACACCCUCGUCCAAUCGUGUGGAUACCCAUUCCACCUUCAGAUCGCAACAAAAGAGUUUCUGAACGAGCUCGUCCGUCGCUUUCCGGAACGUCCGCCUCCAUUCCCAGGUCCGGUUAUGUCCCGUAUACUCGAGCUCAUACAUACGUGGAAAGAAGGAAUUUGCACAGACUCGAGAUGGAAGGAUGAUUUGGGGAAUAUCAGGGACAUGCAUAGACUGUUGACCUUCAAAGGCUAUAGGUUCAGAGAUAUGCCAAGAGGGAACAGGAACGAGACGGCUGUCGCCACCUCGAAUCUUAAAUCCGCUGAAGAGCUCGAGGAAGAAGAUCGUGAAGCCCAAUCGGCCAAGCUGCAAGAACUCAUUCGACGAGGGACUCCCCGAGAUCUCGCGGCCGCGCAAGAGCUCAUGAAGACCCUCGCCGGCGCAAAUCCGGAAGCCAAGCCCGACUACAGAACGCAAGCGCUCACGGAACUGAACAAGCUCGAGCAGAAGGUCAUCUUGUUGAACGAGAUCCUGGACAAUGUGGAUCCAGAGAGGGGGGAGGCGUUCGCGAAGGGUGACGUUUAUGAUCAAGUCGCAUCGAUAUUGAUCAGUUCCAGGCCGAAGAUCCAGAAAUGGAUUUCCGACGCCGAAUCCGAAGACCCAGAAUCACUCGACACCUACCUGCAAAUCAACGAUCAAAUCAACAGCGUUCUCAACCGCUACGAAUCUUACCAAAAAGGAGACUUCACGGCGGCCGCAAACCCCAUCCCCGCUGAACUCGCAGGCUCGUCCGUGCAGAACGAUCUCUCACUCAUCGAUUUCGACGACGCUCCAACACCACCUCCAACAUCGUCACAAUCACACUCCAAUAACGGGAACGGGACACCAGCGGAUGACCUGGCAGGACUAUUUUCGGUGUCGGGGUCAGCGCCGGUGCACGGGUAUGGGCACGGGCAAGGCGCCGGGUCGAACGGGAACGGGAAUGGGAACGGGAUUGCGUCGAUUAUGUCGCAGUUCAAUGCGGCGCCGGCGCAACAGUCGAAGUCGUAUUUCCAACAACCACAGCAGCAGCAGCAGCAAGCACAACAUCCUGGUACACGAGCGGGCAUGGGUAUGGGUAUGGGGUCACACCCAAGCUUUGGUGGUGUUGGUAUAGGUGGAGCAAUGGGGUCAGUCCAGCCACAGUACAGCGGGGGCAUGGGCGGUAUGGGCGGUAUGGGAAUGGGAGCAGCGUCGGGAUCGGGGUCAGGAACGACAAGUCCCCAGUCCCAGUCAAGGCCGUCGUCACAGUUCGGACAGAUCAUGCUGCCGUCGACGCCUAAGCCGAUGAGUCCUGUGGGAACGGGGACUGGAGGAGGAAUGGCGGGGACGGGUGGCAUGCAAGGAGGGCCACAGCACCCACAGCAGCAACAGGGACAACAGCCGCAGGGCAAGGAUCCAUUCGCGGAUUUGGCGGGGUUGUUCUGA
This is a messenger RNA of Stereum hirsutum FP-91666 SS1, 1695 nucleotides long. Its product is annotated as VHS-domain-containing protein. Gene Ontology annotation, cellular component: trans-Golgi network. The record is from RefSeq and is a predicted model, not a curated record. Lineage: Eukaryota; Fungi; Basidiomycota; Agaricomycetes; Russulales; Stereaceae. Bases 1 to 1695 code for a protein of 564 amino acids. Gene Ontology annotation, molecular function: ubiquitin binding; phosphatidylinositol binding. The transcript has 5 exons. Gene Ontology annotation, biological process: Golgi to vacuole transport; protein transport to vacuole involved in ubiquitin-dependent protein catabolic process via the multivesicular body sorting pathway; Golgi to endosome transport.